GCCCGCUCUCAAAGUUGAAUUUCGAUCCCUCCAAACACAAGACGAUGUUCACCCGCUUCGCCCUUGUCGCCGCCGCGCUCGCCAUCGCGUCCGCGAAAAUCUCGCCCAAAUUGUCGCGUGAAAUUGAAACCAAGGGUACACUGCCGUCAGUGGUGAUCGUCGAGUUUGAUCCCGUCACCGACGAAGUGCUCAGCAAAGCGGACUCCCGCAUUGAGUCUGUGACCACCCGCAGCGAAAAGAUCCUAACGGUCUUGGAGACGUUGGUCGAAAACGCCAACCGCCACCAAAGCGGAGCGUUGGAAAUCAUUGCCCAAGCUCAAGCCAAGAGGGAAUUGACCGACGAUUUCUCGGCGAAGACGCUCGCGAUUGCCAACAUCUUGGUCCUGACCAACCCCAGCCCGUCGCUGCUCGAGAGCCUGGCCACGGAUGCCAACGUCAAGGUCAUCCGCCCUCAACAUUACGGCAAGCUGGCUCUCCCUGAAUCCGUCGAGGAUGUAGCCGCCCCUACCGCGGUCGAAUGGGGCGUGGUCAAGAUCGCCGCCCCUUCGCUUUGGGAGAAGGGCUUUACCGGCAAGGGUAUCGUCGUGGGUGGUAUCGACUCGGGCGUCCACUACACGCACGAAGCGCUGAAGGACAACUGGCGCUCUGAGAACGGGUACUUCCAACCCGUGGGCAAUUCUCAAUUCCCCGUCGAUGGCCACGGCCACGGCACCCACACCAUGGGAACGUCCGUCGGCGCCGGUGGUAUCGGCGUAGCGCCGGACGCCAAGUGGAUCGCUUGUGAAGGCUGUUUGCCUAACACCAAGUGCCCCGAAGUUGCAGUCGUCGCAUGCGCACAAUACAUGCUGUGCCCCCACGACUACCAAGGCAAGAACCCCAAGUGCGAGCUGGCGCCCCACGUGAUCAACAACUCGUGGGCUGAUGAUCAUGAAAUCCCCGACGUGCCGUACUACAAGGGUCCGGUGGCUGCGUGGCGCAAGGCGGGAAUCAUCCCCGUGUUCGCCAACGCCAACUCUGGCCCCAAGUGCGGCACCGUCUUGAGUCCGGGGGACUACCCUAACGUCAUUGGCGUGGGUGCCACCACCUCCACGGACAACUUGGCCCAGUUUUCCAGCCGAGGCCCUGGCCCCAAUAAUGUGAGGAAGCCUGAUGUGUCGGCCCCUGGUCAACGAGUGCGCUCGUCCACGAACUUGAACAACUCGAGCUACGCUUCAGUGUCGGGUACUUCCAUGGCCACCCCUCAUGUCACCGGUGCCAUCGCUCUCUUGAUCCAAGCCCAGCCUGGCAUCACGUACGAUGAAAUCUACGCUGCACUUACCAAAACCGCUGAAACUUCGACGUUGACCCCAAACAACCAAACGUGCGGAGGCCUCGACGACAGCAAGUACCCCAACAACAACUACGGGUACGGUCGUAUCAACGUCCUCAAGGCUGCGUCGUCUGCUCCUUCCCCUUCCACCCCAGCUCCUACCACCACCAAGCCUGCCUGUUAAAAGUGUUUAUCCAUGUCUAUAGUAGUCGUAGUAAGUACUAUUAAUACUAUUAAUAGUAGUAGUACACCUUUUUGCGUUUCA
Molecule: messenger RNA, 1574 nt
Organism: Aphanomyces astaci
Lineage: Eukaryota; Oomycota; Saprolegniomycetes; Saprolegniales; Verrucalvaceae
Exons: 1
Coding region: 45-1493 (482 amino acids)
Biological process (GO): proteolysis
Molecular function (GO): serine-type endopeptidase activity
Source: RefSeq, a predicted model, not a curated record